GUCAUUUUGUCAUUUGGUACAGCAAGUGAAGUUUGUUUUGUUUACUCACGCGUUUUCAGCUCAGAAUUACUGUGAUUGAUUUUGGAUUUUGCAUUUUAUUAAAAACAUUCACCUACGUUUAAAGCGAGUAACAAAACAAACCGAUGACUAAGAUUCAGUUUUUGCCGUUACGAAAAAUCUGACAAUUGUCUUGAAAAGUUGUCAAAAACUUGGCCGAUUCAGAACUUUUGUUCAUUUAAUUAUUUUUCGUGCAAUUCAAAAUUAUGAUUAGUUCUUGUUUCUAUUAUAAUUAAAAAACCUCAAAAUCUGAAUGUCCGAAGCGAGGCUCCAUGGAUUCCAGUAUCAUCCAUUAUUCUUUGCAGACAGACCAUGAAAAUCCAAUAUAGUCAAUUGUUAUCCACGAAACCUCAUUGCGAGUGAUAGGGCACUCUUAAUAAACAAUCAUUACGGCCCAAUUACUCAUACUUUUUCCUCCAACCGGCGAAGGUAUUCAACUAUGUGAAAGCACAGAAACUAGAAUGAAAUCAACAGUCAUUUCGAAACAUACUCCGCGACCGUGGUCUGUUACGUAACUCUUACGCAACACCGCAACUCUCUUCAACCGUUGCGUAAACUCUUUUAUAAGCUCUAAGCAACGCCCUACAAAAACACUUCAGGAACACCUUCAUUAUCCAUAGCUGUCCACUCUUGUCCAAAUUGAAGUAGAACCCCUCCCCUUGACGAGAACUUAUCCCCCUCUCCCCUGCUGUGUUCAAUUAUGAUCCACGGCGAAGAUGCGCACGACAUCAACCUGUUGUACGUGGGACUGGUGGUGUUGGUGUUUGUCCUGUUCAUCGCUUGGAUCGUGCACAGGGGAAUCAAGAAGAGUUGGCGGGAGAAGAGCAUCUACUACCGGAAGGACAGCAUCAAGGACCAGCUCAAGGCCAACCCAAGCAUCACAGUGCCCCCUCUAGCCGAGGUGUCCAUCCGCGACGGCAGUCGCAUCCGGGCGUGGCUUGAGAGUGACAAGGAAGACUUCAAGAGGAGAGCCAACCGGGACCCCCGGAGGAAAAAGAAGAUGAAGAAGAAACUGCAGGAGGAACAGAAGAAGCUCAGCACUCUCAAACUGAACGGAGAGAUCGACGAGAUAGCCGCCCAGCAGCUCAAAGGCGUUGACUUUGCGAAGAAGUUGCCCCACAUGGUGAACAAGAGUGGUAUACUGACGGGGGAAAUGACUGGUUAUCAUCUUUCCAACAGAAGCUUCCAAGACAGGACUGUACAAUUCAGAGCGGGCCAACUAAUGGUCUACGGCCGUCACUCGCGCUACCUCAUGCGACGGCACUCCUCUUUCUUCGGGAACAAGGCGGCGGCGGCAGCCGGGGGAGGAGCUUCAGGAGGCGGCGGAGGGGGGACUCCGCAUCUGAUGGGGAGGGAGAGGGAGCGACAGAACUCGAUCACGUCUCAGAGGUCUCUCUUCACAAACCCCCCCAGUGACGCCAUCGCACGUCUGCCUUCCAUCUCAAGCCUUCCAGUUCACGAUGCAGGGUUUCAUCCUCAGCGGACCAGCAGUUUCAUUACAGUACAGCACCAGCCGAUCAAUUGGUCGAGUCACAACAACCCUCACGCGGGGUCGGGGUCCCUGUUCAGCGGGGGCAGCGGGGGAGGGGGAGGGGGAGGCGGCGGAUGCAUGAACGACGUCAGCUUCAGCGAUACGAUGAGUUUCGGACCCGGAGGCAUCGAACGAAUGGUGUCUGGCGGAGUUAUCGAAAGCUCGUUGCUCGAAGUGGACGAAGACGAAGUCUCCUCUCCUGGCGCCUCACUGCUUGUGUCAUCCUCACAUAAUCAUGAUGAAAUAGACGGCGAGACACACAGUACGUCAUCAAACUUUUUCACAUUCCAGCACAAUUUGGGAGCACAGAGUAACAAACGGCGAGGGUCUGCGUGUAUAAAAGACAUGAAUACUGAGUUGCGUAACCUUCUCGAAAGUUCUGCCGAGUCUAGACCAAGCGGGGUCGACUCGGGCGAAGAAGACGAAGAUGACGACAAUGAAGACGCUGAAGACGCUGAAGAAGAUGAUAACGACGAGGAGGAUUUCGCCACCGGCGAGUCGGAUGAAUCAGUGUUGUCGGCCGGAAAAAAUGGAGCUGUUCCGCCUGUAGAUUUACUCAAGUCCUCGGCUAAAGCUUCCGUUACUCUUGCUGUUCCAUUUGCCUCGCACAUGAGUCCUUCGAAGAGCAGUUCGGCCAUCGGCCCAACUCACAAAGAAGCCUCUAACUCGUCGCCCUCUUCCAUGUCCGACCACAAACUGUUCAAAAAGGCCAGAAACAACUCAUUCACCCAGCUCCUUAGUAACCUCAGUGGGGGAGGGGGGAACAUACUGGGUGGAGGAGGCUCCUAUCUUGGCGUUGGGACCGGUGGGGGCUUCAAGCACGAUCUCCGAAAGACAUUUUCCCUGUCGUCAAAGGCUAUUGACAAAAUGAAGAACUCGGCCGCUGGCAACAUGACCGGAGUUAUUGACAUAGAAAUGGACAGUCAGAACAGGCUAUCAGCACCUAAACAUAUCCAUGCCGAGAGAAAGUAUUCGGAUAGUUGUAUCAUACCCAGCAAACAUCAGAGCUCCUCUUCCUCGUCUUCCAAAUUCCAAGUCGAAAUUCUUCCGCCGGAUUUAACAGGAGUGAGACCACCUACUUCCAGGAACACCGUUCUCAACACCCUCACGAUAAAUGUAGAUUCCAUACCCCCCACCCAGAAGUCACCGAAAGAGGCCAAAGCCAAGGCAGAAGCGUCCUCAGCAGGAGAAGCUACACGUGAUAACGAUGAAGUCACAUUUACGAUGUCGGACGAUGAAACCUCACCGACUCAUGAAGAAAUAAUGCGAACUCUUUCGAAUACGACCACAGACUACUCGGAUGAAAACGGAGACACUAUUACUAGUUUGAAGAUGAUAAUUGCCAAGAAAAAAUAGUUUACAUUUGUAAAUAGGGUAUUUUACAAUAAUCAUUAUUUUGUGUA
This is a messenger RNA of Symsagittifera roscoffensis, 2991 nucleotides long. RefSeq names its product mediator of RNA polymerase II transcription subunit 1-like. Bases 758 to 2944 code for a protein of 728 amino acids. NCBI's taxonomy places the organism in Eukaryota, Metazoa, Xenacoelomorpha, Acoela, Convolutidae. The record is from RefSeq and is a predicted model, not a curated record. The transcript is spliced from 10 exons.